AUGAUGCGCCCACGGCCUGCGUCUUCUAUGCAGAAGACAUACGAUGAGUGCUAUCUCUUGUGCUCGACUGCGGUCUACUUUGAAGGCCAGGUAUGUAGCGUGGGCGGUGGAAAGAUGGCUGUCAUUCCCAAAUUGCUCAUGCCCCAGCAGAAUAACGAAGAGGAAGCAUUGCGAUCCUGGCGAUCCGCCCUCGAAACCAUCUACCACCACAAUGCUCGCCGCGUACCAUCGACCUAUACUCCCAAAUCCGAAACCGAAAAAGUUCUGCAGGAUUCCAUUCGCAACCUAGAAAUCCAAUGCCGCGAGCGAGUCGACUUACUUGAAGCUCUGCGGGAGAGCAGAAAAGAGUCUCCGGAAGCCAACGGUAGCAAAGAGGGACCGGCGACGCUUGUCAAGGGCAAGUUCACCGCCAGUGCGCCGGCGCCGUCCUCGUCCAACACCCCCGGCUGGAUCGGCGAUGGGACCAUCCCCGCAGUGGGCUACACCGACCUCUCCAAACCGGCCGCCAUCCCCGGCCGCCCCGGGGCACCACCGAACGUGAGACAAAAUUCAGAACCAUUAUCACUGUACGAUGACCCUGCGCCCGCGGCUCCCUCGCCGGCCGGGUCGCCGGCCUUGCGCGUGAACUCGAAUUCCUCGACCAAGACGAAAUCCCGCGGCUCCAGUCCCGAGCGACGCAAACCGCUGUUGACGACGCUGCGCAACACCGACGGCAAGAAAAAUGGCAAGAAGACCAAGGCCCAUCCCAAGCGCAAGGAGAUGCGGCCGGCCGCCUCCAAAGCGGCCGGCCUGGCCUGGGGCAGUAUCUAUCGCGCCCCGUCGAACGGGAAGACCGUGAGUGAUGCGGCGCUGGCGUCGUCGCGCCAGAGUGCUGCCAACGACCCGAGCUUCCGUCGCGAUCCAGACCCGAGGUCCAGCUCUGGUGACGAGCCCUCGUCCAGUAGAAGACGAGCGCCAUCGGACCUGGCCGUGGACCGCAUCCCCGCUGCAAACUGGCGGGAGCCUCAUCUCUCGCCGCCGGAUCGCUCUUCGCCCCGGCUGCCGGUUCAGCCGGCGUCGCGUCGGCCACAGGCUCACUCUGAACCCCGCAAACCCCCAUCCGUCACCUCAGUGCCCAUGCCGGAUCCGGUCGAUUUCACUUAUCCUGCCGUGUCUGUUCCCAAACCAUCCAUCAAACCCAAGCCUGUCGGUCUACGGUCUGCGCCUCCGCCGCCUGCCCGCGCGACACAGGCUACUCGGUCUGAAACCAAUUCUCGGCCGAUCACGCCUCGGCUUGAUCGCGAGACGAAUCAAUCGAGUCAUCAGUCCCCGACAACGUCCACGCCGCGAACCACUAAACCUCAUGUCUCGCCAUCGCUUGGUAGUGGAGAUGAACUCCAUCGCGGUGUCGAUCGGAUGGCGAUCUCAACACAAAACGGUGACAGUGCAACCCGGCGGAAACCGCCUCCAGCGAAACGCCGAGAGACGCCCCCAUCCAGCGAUCAGGAAUCGUGGGAGCAACGGUCGACAGAAGGCGACGCAGAAGACGAGGAUGAAGAUGACGAUUAUGACAUUGUAAAGAUCACAAACAAGCUGCCCAAGGGCGUGGACCUCCAGUCAGCGCGACAGAUUUUGAACGACAUCGUUGUCCGCGGCGACGAGGUGCACUGGGACGACAUUGCUGGUUUGGAUGGAGCCAAAAAGGCCCUCAAGGAAGCAGUGGUGUACCCAUUCCUCCGGCCUGACCUCUUCUCGGGUCUACGCGAGCCAGCCCGCGGAAUGCUUCUAUUUGGCCCUCCGGGCACGGGCAAGACCAUGCUCGCACGAGCCGUCGCCACCGAGUCAAAUUCGACCUUCUUCUCUGUCUCGUCAUCGACCCUGACAUCUAAAUGGCACGGCGAAAGCGAGAAGCUCGUACGUGCGCUGUUUGGGCUCGCCAAGGUGCUGGCGCCGUCUAUCAUUUUCGUGGAUGAGAUUGACUCGCUGUUGUCUGCGCGCUCGUCUGGCUCCGAGCAUGAAGCCUCGCGUCGUUCUAAAACCGAGUUUCUCAUUCAGUGGUCCGACCUCCAGCGUGCUGCUGCGGGCCGCGAACAGUCCAGUCGAGAUAAGAAGGAAGGCGAUGCCAGCCGCGUGCUGGUGCUGGCGGCCACUAACAUGCCGUGGGACAUCGAUGAGGCAGCGCGUCGCCGCUUUGUCCGUCGUCAGUACAUCCCACUGCCAGAGCAUCAUGUGCGCGAGCAGCAGCUGCGCAAGCUAUUAAGUCACCAGCACCAUGAGCUGAGCGAUGCCGAUAUCCAGGUUCUGGUUCAUGUCACGGAGAGCUUCUCUGGCUCCGAUAUCACAGCCCUCGCCAAAGACGCCGCCAUGGGUCCUCUCCGCAAUUUGGGCGAAGCCCUUCUUCACACCCCGAUGGAACACAUCCGUCCCAUCAGGUUCCAAGAUUUCGAGGCCAGUCUGUACUCUAUCCGGCCCAGUGUUUCUGCGGAUGGGCUACGAAAAUACGAGGAAUGGGCGCGAGAGUUUGGCGAGCGAGGUGGAUAA
Messenger RNA from Penicillium alfredii, 2520 nucleotides. RefSeq lists its product as uncharacterized. The coding region runs from base 1 to 2520 and encodes 839 amino acids. The record is from RefSeq and is a predicted model, not a curated record. Lineage: Eukaryota; Fungi; Ascomycota; Eurotiomycetes; Eurotiales; Aspergillaceae. The transcript is spliced from 2 exons. Gene Ontology annotation, molecular function: ATP hydrolysis activity; ATP binding.